Molecule: messenger RNA, 912 nt
Organism: Chanos chanos (milkfish)
Lineage: Eukaryota; Metazoa; Chordata; Actinopteri; Gonorynchiformes; Chanidae
Product: odorant receptor 131-2-like
Exons: 1
Coding region: 1-912 (303 amino acids)
Biological process (GO): G protein-coupled receptor signaling pathway; detection of chemical stimulus involved in sensory perception of smell
Cellular component (GO): membrane
Molecular function (GO): olfactory receptor activity; G protein-coupled receptor activity; odorant binding
Source: RefSeq, a predicted model, not a curated record
AUGAAUACAACGAAAGGGGACAAUUUUGAAGAAGCUUUAGCUAAAAACAUUGUUAUUGUUUUUCUUGGCUUCAUAAUAAUCUUCAUAAAUGGAAUAUUAGUGGUAACAUUCUUCAAAAACUCCAUUUUUCACAACGACCCUCGGUACAUUCUGUACAUUCAUCUGGUAAUGAAUGAUAUGCUUAUGAUUUUUUUAUCCGUAACACUCUUUGUUCUGACAUAUAUAUGGCCUUUUGUAAAUGUUUCAGUUUGUUGCGCAAUACUUAUUAUUGGAACCACAACCACUAAGAACACGCCACUAAACCUGGCUGCUAUGGCUGUAGAGCGUUACAUUGCUGUUUGUAAACCACUGCAUCACCCUCAGAUCUGCACUGUACGUAGGACUUACAUCCUCAUAUGCCUGAUCUGGAGUGUGGGGUUUAUUCCUGGGUUGGCUGACGUCAUCAUUGUAAUUGCCACCCGGCCUUUAACCAUUUUUAACUCAUUUAUUGUGUGCUAUAUAAUCAAUAUAUAUAACACAAAAUACCAUGUGGACAAGACUGUUGUCAUCCAAGUUCUUUACAUGUCAGCUGUGUGGAUAGCUCUUAUCUUCACAUACAUUAGAGUAUUACUUACUGCCAAAAAAGCUUCAACAGACAGUUCUGCAAAAAAGGCUCAGAGCACAAUAUUGUUACAUGGGAUUCAGUUGCUCCUGUGUAUGCUGUCUUAUCUCACUCCAGUUUUAGAUAUGAUUUUGAUUCCCUUUUUCCCAGCUCACAGGACAAAGAUCUCCUUUUUCAAUUAUCUCCUCACAAACAUCAUACCAAGACUAUUAAGCCCACUCAUCUAUGGGAUGCGGGACCAAAAAUUUGUCAAAAAUGUAAGAAGCUGCUUCUCAUGCAAACAGAUUAUUGUAAAAGUAGAACCAACAUAA